Molecule: messenger RNA, 1413 nt
Organism: Paramormyrops kingsleyae
Lineage: Eukaryota; Metazoa; Chordata; Actinopteri; Osteoglossiformes; Mormyridae
Source: RefSeq, a predicted model, not a curated record
AUACCCGGCAGCAGAGGGGUAGUGGGCUCCAGCAACAUCCAGGAGCACCUCCUCCUCUUUGACCUGUCAGUCUUCAAGUCCCUUCUACAGAUUGAGAUCAAUCAGUGCGAGUCCAGGCAGAUCAAGGGCCUGCCGCUGUUAAGGCCAGCACUGGUGACCAUGAGCGUGCACCACUCGGCGGCCUCCAUGAAGGAUAUCCUGGUUCCCGAGGCCUCCGAGUUUGCCCAAUGGGAGGCAGAGGGUGUGGCCUCAGACUGUCCGGUUACUGCCGUCAUCCCAACCUGGAAGUCGCUGACCACCCUGGAUAUGAGUCGCAAUAGUUUGCAGUGUAUAGACGACUCAGUGAAAUUAAUACCAAAAGUGGAAUUCUUAGAUCUAAGUUAUAAUGAGCUGACGAUGGUGGAAAACCUCCAGCAUUUAUAUAAUCUCAUUCACCUGGACCUGUCCUAUAAUAAGCUCACUGUACUGGAGGGUGUGCAUACCAAACUGGGAAACAUCAAGACGCUGAACUUGGCAGGAAACCAGCUGGACAGUCUGUCUGGCCUCAAUAAGCUUUAUUCCCUCGUGAACUUGGAUUUAAGCAGCAACAAAUUAGCACAGCUCGAGGAAAUCAAAAAUAUCGGGACUUUGCCGUGCCUGGAGAAGCUCAGCCUCACUGGAAAUCCCAUGUGCAUCAUCCCGGACUACAGGACCAAGGUUCUGGCCCAGUUCUGGGACAGGGCUUCUGAGGUGUGCCUGGACAGCACCAUCACCACGGAGAAGGAGCUGGACACAGUGGAGGUGCUGAAGGCCAUUCAGAAAGCCAAAGAAGCCAAAGACCGCAUGGCCAGCAGUGAGAAGAAGGUACACCCCCUGCUGACUGGCCGGACAAGAGCGGCAGCUCGCGCUGAAAUGUCUGUCAGAAUAGCAGGACAAAAGUUACAGCUGAAAGGGAGCUUUAAAUAAAAAGAGCUCAAGUUAGUCUAAGAUUAUUAUAUCUGCAUAACAGACAAAUGGUGAGGCUUUUUUAUAGAAUUGUCAUUUUUAGUGGUCAUUUGUGUGUUUUAAUUAGUAAUUUAUUCUUUGGUAUAAUUUGAUAAUUUUUAGAGGUAUAGAGCUGUUACUUUCUCACAAACAUUUCAGCUCGUCGGUUAUGAGGCACUUAAUGGUAGUGUAAGCUAAAUGGAUGCCAUUUUUGGAACGAUCCAUUGGCAGGUUGGCAGACAUUCCUCACGUUUCUGAGUUGGUAUGGCCUGUCUCGACCUGUCCUGGAAAGUGAUCUUAAGGACUGGAUCAUGAUGUCACCCCCUGACCUCAGAGCACUCAGUUGCAUUUUCACUGGGAACUAAACCAAAAACUUGUUAGUUAUUGUUCUUUGGGACCUUUGCUAACAAGUAGUUUUACAGCUUAAGUUCUUCACAAACCAGUUGUCGA